CCCACAUACACCGAAGUAAACAACAAGCACAAUAAGUGUGGCAAACAUGGCUGUAGUGACUGAAGUAUAAUAUUUGUAAUAUAUAAUACUUAGUAAGAUAUCUUAACAAACUUAAUCCUUCGGGUUAUAAUACACUUUGCUAUAAAUUAAGAAUUAAAAGGUCCAAAAUAAGACAAUUUUCUUCUUUUGACUGCAAAGCUCGGCGGCAGAAUGAGCAAUAUUUACAUCCAAGAACCACCAUCAAAUGGAAAGGUCCUGUUGAAGACCACAGCAGGCGACAUUGACAUUGAGUUGUGGUCCAAGGAGGCUCCUAAAGCAUGCAGGAACUUUGUGCAACUGUGCAUGGAAGGUUACUAUGAUGGCACAAUGUUUCACAGAGUGGUACGUGAGUUCAUUGUCCAGGGUGGAGAUCCCACUGGAACAGGGACAGGUGGAGAGUCUGUCUAUGGUCGACCAUUCAGGGACGAAUUUCACUCCAGGUUGCGCUUCAAUCGGAGAGGUUUGGUUGCCAUGGCAAAUGCUGGCCCACAUGAUAAUGGCAGUCAGUUCUUCUUCACCUUGGGACGUGCAGAUGAACUCAACAAUAAACACACCAUAUUCGGCAAGGUCACAGGAGACACGGUGUACAACAUGCUCAGAUUGGCAGAAGUUGAAUGUGACGCUGACGAAAGACCUUUGAAUCCCCACAAAAUAAAGAUUGCUGAGGUCCUUCACUCUCCUUUUGAUGACAUUAUACCUCGGGAAACAAGGAAAUCCAAGAAGGACAAAGAUAAAGAGGAGGCAAAGAAAUCUCAGUCAAAAGCCACAAAGAACUUCAGUCUGCUAUCAUUUGGAGAGGAAGCUGAAGAGGAAGAGGAGAUGGUGAAUCAAGUGAGCCAGACACUAAAGGGAAAAAGCAAGAGCAGCCAUGACCUUCUGAAAGAUGAUCCCAGACUGAGCUCUGUUCCUGCUGUUGAUAAGAAAAAAAAGAAGCGCACCUCAGGAGAAACGGCUGAGACACACGAUAUGGCCGAUGGUGAUGUCGAAGAUGACAUGGAUUCAGACGAAGAGUAUGACUCCGAUGAGAGGCAGAAGAUGAGAGAAAUCAUCAGCAACAAGCUAAAGAAAUUAAAAAGCGAAGAGAAAGCGGCAGAUGACGAGGAGCGAGGGAAAAAGCCCAAUCGCAGUGAUGAAUUACGCAAAGAGGCGCGGCAGUUGAAGAAGGAUCUACAGGCCAUAAAGCAAAGGAAAGAAGACAGCUUAAAACCUGCAGUGGAGGAAGUUAAAGAAGUGGAUGAAAAGCCAAGCAAUGAGGCGGUGGCUGAGUACAUGGAGGGACGAAAGAAGUACGAAGACCAGAGGAAACAAAAACUGAAGAAAGGCUCCAUCAGAGAACAACAGACACUGGAACUCCUCAAUCGUUUCAAGUCCAAGUUGUCUUCGGCCAUCACAACGGAUACGCCAGAGGACGACGUGGAGGAGCUGGCAGAGGACGACGACAAAGGAUGGAUGGGCCACGUUCUGCAGUUUGAUGAGCAAAGCAGAAAAGUCAAAGAUGCCACCAUGCAGGACGAGGACACUUUCGAGAUCCACGACCCAAGAAAUCCGGUCAACAAGCGAAGGAGAGAAGAGAGCAAGAAGCUAAUGAAGGAGAAGAAGGCCAAGUGGUGAAGUCAAGGGUCAGGUCCUGCCCAUGACACAGAAAUAGUGUUCAUACGGCAUCCUCUCGGUCUAUAUUUCUGCCACUUCAAACCCUACAUCUCCUGACUGGAACAUCUGGAUUGAGAAUGCAGACCUGAGUACGAUCCCUCUAAUCUGUGAUGGAAAGGCUUCUUCGCUUAAAACAGCUGCACCCAGACUACGCUCAGUUAGAAAUAAAACUCUAGUCAAAGUAAUGAUUAAGUUGGCUCGAUUUACGUGUGAUGUUGUUCGCUUUUUUCUGCCAUUUUUCUGCAGUUUAUGUUGUCUAAAGCUUAAAUGUGAGGCUUAAACUCUCUGAAAAAAUAAAUAAAUAUAAUUUGUAAACAGUC
Molecule: messenger RNA, 2009 nt
Organism: Eleginops maclovinus (Patagonian blennie)
Lineage: Eukaryota; Metazoa; Chordata; Actinopteri; Perciformes; Eleginopidae
Gene: cwc27
Product: CWC27 spliceosome associated cyclophilin
Exons: 14
Coding region: 211-1650 (479 amino acids)
Biological process (GO): protein folding; protein peptidyl-prolyl isomerization
Cellular component (GO): catalytic step 2 spliceosome
Molecular function (GO): peptidyl-prolyl cis-trans isomerase activity
Source: RefSeq, a predicted model, not a curated record